Bombina bombina (fire-bellied toad) is the source of this 1191-nucleotide messenger RNA. It is a transcript of the gene SSTR3, whose product is annotated as somatostatin receptor 3. Gene Ontology annotation, molecular function: somatostatin receptor activity; neuropeptide binding. Gene Ontology annotation, biological process: neuropeptide signaling pathway. NCBI's taxonomy places the organism in Eukaryota, Metazoa, Chordata, Amphibia, Anura, Bombinatoridae. The coding region runs from base 1 to 1191 and encodes 396 amino acids. The record is from RefSeq and is a predicted model, not a curated record. Gene Ontology annotation, cellular component: membrane; neuron projection. The transcript has a single exon.
AUGACACCAACAUCUCCAGCAACUUUCCUGUCCAGCUCCUAUAUUGAGGCUAAUUCCACCCUCUAUACCAAUGUUUCCCUCAACCCAAGUUUGGCCUCCCCAGGACUUCUUAUCCCACUUGUAUACCUAGUAGUAUGCGCUGUUGGGUUAUGGGGUAACACAUUAGUAAUAUACCUAGCUUGGCGCAGUCCUGCUGGGCAGAACUCAGUAACUGCACUUUACAUCUUAAAUUUGGCAUUAGCUGAUGACCUUUUCAUGCUGGGGUUACCUUUCCUGGCAGCCCAGAAUGCAUUGUCCUACUGGCCAUUUGGAUCUCCUGCCUGCAGACUUGUAAUGACCCUUGAUUCAGUCAACCAGUUCACUAGCAUCUUUUGCUUGACAGUGUUAAGUUUGGACAGAUAUUUGGCUGUUGUUCGUCCAAUACAGUCAGCCAAAUGGAGGAGACUAAAGGUGGCCAAGUGUGUGAAUGUCACAGUGUGGAUACUCUCCUUCCUGGUUGUGCUCCCUGUUGUCUGCUUCUCUGGGGUACCACGUGAUUCUGGAACAUGUCACAUUGCUUGGCCUGAACCUGCACAAGCCUGGAGAACUGGAUUCAUUUUGUAUACUGCUGCACUUGGCUUCUUUUGCCCAUUACUCGUUAUUUGUAUCUGCCACCUACUGAUUGUGGCCCAGUUAAGGUCCUCAGGCAAGAGAGUCAGAGUAGCUCCAAACCGGCGUCAAGGGCCUGAACGUAAAGUAACAAAGAUGGUAGCCCUUGCAGUGACUGCCUUCAUCUUGUGCUGGUUGCCCUUCUAUGCCUUGAACAUCAUCAACCUUUUGUGGCCUUUGCCUGAGGGACCCAGACUGUAUGGACUCUACUCCUUUGUGGUGGCUCUUUCCUAUGCAAACAGCUGCCUCAACCCUAUCAUUUAUGCCCUGUUGGCCCGUCCCUUCCAGCGGGGUUUACGACGAGUACUAUGUAGGACCUCAGUGAGGGUGGGAGAUGGAGGGGUUCAAGGGGAACUAAGCCGGGUUAGUGGUAUCUCCCAAGAACUAAAGAGUGGGAGAGUAGAGAAUAGAGUUGAAAAGGUUGGGAAUUCGAGGGGUGAGGAUCCUGAACAACAGGAAGCAGGUACGUCUGCUCAAAAAGCUCUUCCAGAAGAUUUGGGGUCUUCUGAGAAGGAAAACAUGCUUGGAAUAAGUUAUUUAUAA